Molecule: messenger RNA, 987 nt
Organism: Anopheles maculipalpis
Lineage: Eukaryota; Metazoa; Arthropoda; Insecta; Diptera; Culicidae
Product: luciferin sulfotransferase-like
Exons: 5
Coding region: 1-975 (324 amino acids)
Biological process (GO): sulfation
Cellular component (GO): cytoplasm
Molecular function (GO): sulfotransferase activity
Source: RefSeq, a predicted model, not a curated record
AUGUCCAGUACAUUCACAAUAACCGAUAUCGAGACGGAUCUUUCCUGUCCCGGAGCUGGAUCUUUUGUGCAGAUACAGCUUAACGAUUUGACCGAUUAUCCCUUGGCCAAUUCCCCACCAGCACCAGCCCUAGUUCCAGCAAAGUUUCGCAAUUAUGCAGAACAGGUUCGCGAUUUUCAGGUGUAUAAAGAUGACGUGUGGAUCGUGACGUAUCCAAAGUGCGGUACCACCUGGACACAAGAGAUGGUUUGGUUGAUCGACCAUGACCUAGACUACGAAACGGCGCGCGACGUGAAUCUCAACACACGAUCAGUUUUUCUCGAAAUCGGGGCCAUUGCAGACAAGAUUCCAGUAGAUACAGUUAGAGUGGCAGCUAAUUUGAAGCGUCCACGACACAUUAAAUCGCAUCUACCGGUGGCACUACUACCACGACAGCUAUGGACAGUGAGGCCGAAAAUCGUCUACGUUGCUAGAAAUCCGAAAGAUGUGGCAGUCUCAUACCUGCACCACUACCAGAUGAUUAUGGGCUAUCGAGGUACGAGGGAAGCAUUCCUGGAUGGGUUACUGGAGGAUAGGGUAAUGUUUUGCCCACAGGUGAAACAUGCGCUAGAUUUUUGGGCGCUAAAGAUGGAACCAAACGUUCUGUUUCUUACUUACGAAAGUAUGAAAAGGGAUCUGAGAAGUCUACUCCCAAAAGUGUGUGACUUUUUCGGCAAAUCGUACACCGAUAGCCAGCUAGAUGAGCUAGCUGUCCACUUGUCAUUCGAUCAAAUGAAAAAAAAUCCCUCAACCAACAAUGACCAAAUGGUACGGAGCGCGAUGAAAAUGAAUGGCCGAGAAGGGGAACAGUUUGAAUUUAUGCGCAAAGGAAUUGUUGGAGAUUUUCGCAAUGAACUCUCGCCAGAGUACAUAGAAAAGUUUGAUAAAUUCAUCGAGCAGCAACUUGCUGGUAGUGAUUUUAAGUAUGAUUUGUAGUUACACUACUAC